Phragmites australis (common reed) is the source of this 1973-nucleotide messenger RNA. RefSeq names its product high-affinity nitrate transporter 2.1. NCBI's taxonomy places the organism in Eukaryota, Viridiplantae, Streptophyta, Magnoliopsida, Poales, Poaceae. The record is from RefSeq and is a predicted model, not a curated record. The coding region runs from base 217 to 1788 and encodes 523 amino acids. Gene Ontology annotation, biological process: nitrate transmembrane transport; cellular response to nitrate. Gene Ontology annotation, molecular function: nitrate transmembrane transporter activity. Gene Ontology annotation, cellular component: plant-type vacuole membrane; plasma membrane. The transcript is spliced from 2 exons.
CCGUUUAAUUGUGGCGGCACGAAUUUUCAUAGUUGCGUUGCUCCAGCACGAAUUUUCAGACGUCAAACUCCAUCCCCUGGCUCGCUAUAAAUACCCCACGGAUGUGGGAUCCCAAGCACAACAGCUCAGAUCAAGCACCUGCAUUUGCAUAAGAGCUAGCAAGCAAGUUCAAGAAGCUAGCUAGCUUGUAUCAGAUCGAGACUCGAGAGGCCAGCUAUGGAGGUCGGCGCGCCGGGGAGCUCGCUGCACGGCGUCACGGGGCGCGAGCCGGCGUUCGCCUUCUCGACGUCUGCGGUGCCCGACGAUGUUGCAGCGAGCAAGUUCGACCUGCCGGUGGACUCGGAGCACAAGGCCAAGAGCAUCCGGCUCUUCUCCUUCGCCAACCCGCACAUGCGCACCUUCCAUCUCUCGUGGAUCUCCUUCUUCACCUGCUUCGUCUCCACCUUCGCCGCCGCGCCGCUCGUCCCCAUCAUCCGCGACAACCUCAACCUCACCAAGGCCGACAUCGGCAACGCCGGCGUGGCCUCCGUCUCGGGAUCCAUCUUCUCCCGUCUCGCCAUGGGCGCCAUCUGCGACCUCCUCGGCCCGCGCUACGGCUGCGCCUUCCUCAUCAUGCUCACGGCGCCCACCGUCUUCUGCAUGUCCCUCAUCGACGACGCAGCCGGCUACAUCGUCGUCAGGUUCUUGAUCGGCUUCUCUCUGGCCACGUUCGUGUCGUGCCAGUACUGGAUGAGCACCAUGUUCAAUAGCAAGAUCAUCGGGACGGUGAACGGGCUGGCGGCCGGGUGGGGGAACAUGGGCGGCGGCGCCACGCAGCUCCUCAUGCCGCUCGUCUACGACGUCAUCCGCAAGUGCGGCGCGACGCCCUUCACGGCGUGGCGCAUCGCCUACUUCGUGCCGGGGCUAAUGCACGUGGUGAUGGGCAUCCUGGUGCUCACGCUGGGGCAGGACCUCCCCGACGGCAACCUCAGGAGCCUCCAGAAGAAGGGCGACGCCAACAAGGACAAGUUCUCCAAGGUGCUCUGGUACGCCGUCACCAACUAUCGCACCUGGAUCUUCGUGCUGCUCUACGGCUACUGCAUGGGCGUGGAGCUGACCACCGACAACGUCAUCGCCGAGUACUACUACGACCACUUCGACCUAGACCUCCGCGUCGCCGGCAUCAUCGCCGCUUGCUUCGGAAUGGCCAACAUCGUGGCACGGCCCUUGGGCGGCAUCCUCUCCGACAUCGGCGCGCGCUACUGGGGCAUGCGCGCGCGCCUCUGGAACAUCUGGAUCCUCCAGACUGCUGGCGGCGCCUUCUGCCUCUGGCUCGGCCGCGCCAGCACGCUUCCUGCCUCCAUUACCGCCAUGGUGCUCUUCUCCUUCUGCGCCCAGGCCGCCUGCGGCGCCAUUUUCGGCGUCACCCCUUUCGUCACCCGCCGCUCCCUCGGCAUCAUGUCCGGGAUGACGGGGGCUGGCGGCAACUUCGGCGCGGGGCUCACGCAGCUGCUCUUCUUCACCUCGUCCAAGUACUCCACGGGCACGGGGCUGGAGUACAUGGGCAUCAUGAUCAUGGCGUGCACGCUGCCCGUGGUGUUCGUGCACUUCCCGCAGUGGGGAUCCAUGCUCCUCCCGCCCAGCGCCGACGCCGUCGAGGAGCACUACUACAGCUCGGAGUGGAGUGAGGAGGAGAAGAGCAAGGGGCUCCACAGCGCCAGCCUCAAGUUUUCAGAGAACUGCCGUUCAGAGCGCGGCAACCGCAACGUCAUCCUCGCGGCACCAAACAGCACGCCCGAGCACGUAUAAGACGCACGUAUAUGUCCGCAUUCGUACCCCUGUGCGCGUAUACGCAUACGCCAGCGGUUUGUUUAAUAAGGUGCGCAUAUAUAUAUAUGUAACUAGCUAUAAUGCGUAUCACCGUUAUGCGCACGCACACGAAAUAUAUAUAAUUCAAUGUUGACGUAUAUAUAUAUAUGCGCUUGCAUAUGCAU